CCUGCGUCACCCGGAAGUGAGGAGCGUUUGUUUACAUGGUUGCAGCGCGUCGAGAUGAAUCCUCCGAUGAUCAACUCCACAAACUCCGUGUCGACCACGAGAAGGAAGCGCGAGGCGGAGCGCUCUGUGAACUGGACGGUGGAGGAGACUCAGGUGCUGCUCUGCGCCUGGAGCGACGAGCGCGUCCAGAAGAGCCUGGCAGAGAACCUCCGCAACCGCCAUGUCUUCAAACACCUCUCGGCCCGCAUGAGUGAAAUGGGUUUCGCCCGGAGUCCGCACCAAUGCCGGCUGCGGGUGAAGACUCUCAAGGCCAAUUACGUGAGGGCCAAACUCCAGAGGGGUGUCCACAGCCCGCAGCAGUGCACUUUUAAAUACUUUGCGGAGAUGGACGCCGUGUUGGGACGGAGGUCGGCGGGAGGGGAGGGGGGGGUCGUUGUUGUUUGCCUCAUCGGAACAGACGGCGGACGGCAUCGACAGGACAGGAAGCGUCCCACACGAUUUUAACUCUAGCACUGAGAUGGGGGGGCACCAUUUUGGUCCUCUGGGGCGGACGGGGCGACAGCGCUCGAGCUCUCUGGAGCUGAGAGGCGCUCGUCAGUCCUGGCAGCUCAGCUCCGACGUCAAGUUGGAGGAGAGAGAGGAUUCAGAGGACGACUUUGAGUUCACGGACGCAGGAUUCUCACAAUGUCCGAGAGAGAGAGCCCGACCAGUUUGUCUGGAAUCACCUGUUCAUUUUGUAUAUAGUGCUCCUCCAGUGGAAACUGGCUUUAGCCCUCCUUCUCCACCUGUGGUGCUCCCUCCACCAUCUCCUCCCCCUCCUCCUCUUAUCCAGCCCGCCGCCUCUCCACUUCCUGCUCCACCAGAUCCAAACACCCUCCCCACUUCUGGCCGCCACCACCUCGAGUCCCCCCGCCUGGAACCCGUCCUCAAGCACCUGCUGGAGAGCUUCCAGCGGCUGGUGUCGGACACCCGGGGCCUGCUGGUGCAGCUGGAGAGCCAGCGGCAGGAGCAGGCCCGCUGGCACCAGGAGCUCCUGACCCAGUGGCUGGAGCGAGAGGAGCGUCGGCAGAGGGAGGCGGCGGAGAGGGAGGAGAGGAGGGAGAAGGCUCGCAUGGAGCACGAGAUCCGAGUCCUGGAGCUCCUCACCAGUCUGGGCAGAGAGCGUGGCUGUAAAUGUGGAGGCAGCCAGACUGCACCAGAGGCAGCGACUGGUCCCAGUCACAACUCGGACAGAAACAGAAACUAGGUUGUUGAGGAUUUAUUUUAAUGUUUGACCCAAAGAGUGGAAGAGGUGAGAUCAGGUGGAACCAAAUAACGGAUCUGAUCAUGGAGACCACCACGUUGAGGCAGAUUGGUUCACACUCCAGGAUGUUCUGCCAGUCACCGAAUAGUUUUAGCAAAACCCCACAAACCUGCACUGAACUCACAAUGACGGCAAGACUCCUGAUCACAGGACAGCAGGUUGUGUCCCAUGAACCAG
Molecule: messenger RNA, 1480 nt
Organism: Pleuronectes platessa (European plaice)
Lineage: Eukaryota; Metazoa; Chordata; Actinopteri; Pleuronectiformes; Pleuronectidae
Product: leiomodin-2
Exons: 3
Coding region: 518-1246 (242 amino acids)
Source: RefSeq, a predicted model, not a curated record